UCCAUUAUCGACAGGUGAUUGUUUAGAUUAUUUAUUAUGUGAAGGUGAGGAAGUUAACUAUAUCCCUUCUAAGAAUCGUGAUUUAUAACUUCGAAGAUAAUGAUUCUUGAGUGGAGGAACAAUCAUCUAUAGAUAAGCGUAUAUAUUCCUGAUCUAUUCUACGCAAGAUCAUCUUCUGAAAGGACUUGAUUUGUGCACGGAAAGAUGAGAACUUGCUGCUUUGUGAUUUUCUGUGCGAGUCUUCUUUUUUGUGUUAGUUCGUUGACAGCAGAUCACAGCGCUGGCAACGACGUGGAAUCGGAUGUUCCGCAGAGACAUAGAAUAUUUAUUCCGUUUGCUAGGCCACUCAGAACGGAAAACGCCACUAACCAGAACAAAUCUUGCUCAGAUGACGACUUUCCCGAUUUUCUUUCGGAAGACCAAGUCAAGCAAGGUGGAUUCGUCCUGGUCAUUCUUAUAGGAGUAUAUGGGUUCACUCUACUUGCUGUAGUAUGUGACAAAUACUUCUUGCCAUGCGUGGAGACAAUUUGCGAAGUGUUGAAUUUAUCCCCGGAUGUAGCAGCAGCAACGUUCAUGUCGAUUGCAACCUCAACUCCAGAGCUGUUUACAAAUAUUAUCGGAACUUUUAUAACUGAAUCAGAUAUUGGAAUUGGUACGAUUGUAGGAUCCUCGAUGUUUAAUGGACUGGGUGUAGCAGCUAUUGGGAGUUUGGCAGCACCAUUUCCUCUUCAACUUGACUGGUGGCCCAUCACAAGAGAUGUUUGCCUCUACUCUGUUUCGGUGUCAGCUCUAGUGAUCAUCAGUUGGGACGAAAAUAUAUUCUGGUACGAGGCAUUGGUUCUGAUGAUAAUCUACGUCAUAUAUUUCACGAUAAUGUCCCAGAAUCGUAGAAUCUCGAAAUUCAUAAGAUCCAAAUUUAACGUGAACAAAGAACAAGCCGCUCAGACCGUGGAAGAGAAUCCGACCACGGUUCCAGAUGGGAGACUUUCUAUAAUAUCGGCUUACGGAUCGUACCUCGACGAUGUCAACAAACCAGGAUAUGUGGCGGAACAUAUCAAGACGCUGGAGAAACUUCAAGAGGAAGAAAAAGCAGAGGCAUCCAAAUCGCUUUUCAGAAAGCCCGAAGGAAGCUUAUUCCACAAAAUUAUUUUUUACUACACCUGGCCAAUACAAGUAGUUCUUAGAUAUACCGUACCAAAUCCAAAGAUCUAUCCCAAAUUAUUUCCCAUCACUUUCGUCAUGUGUAUCGUUUGGAUUGGACUGAAUUCUUACGUUGUGGCUUGGAUGAUAUCGAUUAUUGGUGCUCUGGUUGGACUCUCAGAUGCCGUUAUGGGUAUGACCUUAUUAGCUGCAGGAAGUUCUUUACCAGAAUCAAUUUCUAUGGCUAUAAUAGCGAGACGAGGUGAAGGAGCAUUUGGAGUAUCGAAUUCCUUAGGAGCCAACACCAUGAACAUCCUUUACUCGCUUGGAAUGCCAUGGUUCAUCAAGAACUUAGUCGAUGGAGCCAGCACGGCGCGACCAGUUAAAAUCCAUUCCGGUUCCAUAGAGUAUACAAUUCUCUCUUUGAUUUUCGUCUCCUUCUGCUUGUUCACGACGUUGGCCUGCAAUAAGUUUAGACUAUCUAAAUGUACGGGAGUGGUGUUGAUUACCAUAUACGUGACCAUGGUUGUUCUAGCCAUAUUAUCCGAGACGGUUUUCUUCGACAACGACGGCUGUUGAGAGAAGAAGGGAUGGAAACUAUUUGAGAUUUUUUGACGCUUAUUAGUACUGUAGGAUCGGGGGGAAGCAGUCAAUCGUCGGGUUGGCAAACGGAAGACAUAUUAGUAUUAUGGUACCUCGUCGAAUAUGUUUAUUGUGUAUGUUUCGGGUGUGAAAUCCCAAGAGGGAGUUAAACUCAAAUGUUGAAGUGGAUCAUUUAUAAAUAAGCACACUUCCUGAAUCAUAACGUGUAUGUAUCACGAGCUUCAUUGGAAGGUUCUUUUUUUAAAUUAUUCAUCAAUAUACAGUGCCAAAGAGAAAGGUUUUUGGAAA
Molecule: messenger RNA, 2031 nt
Organism: Leptinotarsa decemlineata (Colorado potato beetle)
Lineage: Eukaryota; Metazoa; Arthropoda; Insecta; Coleoptera; Chrysomelidae
Product: sodium/potassium/calcium exchanger 5
Biological process (GO): calcium ion transmembrane transport; intracellular calcium ion homeostasis
Cellular component (GO): plasma membrane
Molecular function (GO): calcium channel activity; calcium, potassium:sodium antiporter activity
Source: RefSeq, a predicted model, not a curated record